UCUGACCCAGGGGUCAAAGGACACUUCCAAACUCGGCCCACAUGCGAACGGAGCCUGCGCAGGGAGUUUGCUUCCGAGAAAACUGCUAGUAUUCAGCCAUACGUGCUUUCUGCAGCCGAACCAAGUAGGCUGUAAGGACCAGCAUAAGCCAUAGCCCUGGAUUAAUAUGGAUCAUUGCGUAGGUCACUGGUCCAGUGGAUCUCCCACACAGGUUCAAGACCUGUCAGAAGUUGAAGACGUUGUUUUCAUCCCAGACUAUCUUCGUGGUCUUCCCGUUGAAGUGACAGAGAGAAUUCUGUCCUACCUCUCAGAAACUGACUUGUGUCGCUUGGCUGUGUGUAGCAGAGGUUGGAGAGAGAGGACCAAUCGGGACCGUCUGUGGCGACCAAUAUGCCUGGCUCGUGGCUGGGAGCGUUAUGGCACUGCUGUUGACCUGAACCUGGACGAGGGUUCCUUAGAUCACAGCCAUGUCUUGAUAGGAGAGAGCACUGAGACAUUAGAACCAACCUGUGAGUGGAAGGCAGUCUUCCUGAAGGCUCUUGAUCUGGAAGCCAAUUGGGCUAAGGAGCCAUAUUGCAACAUAACUCAUUGGGUUCCAUGCCUACCCAUCCCCAGUUCUUCAAUAUUUACCUUGCAGGACUGUGAUGGAGACUAUUUCGUCUAUGCCAAUCUCAGUGGCAACAUUUUGAUUUGGGAUCUUGGACCCCAGCUGGAAGAAGUCCCGAUCGACUCUGUAGGUGAUCCAACGUUUCACUUAAGAACAAAGUACCGAUGGAAACCGCAACACCUUUUGGUAUCAAAAGGGGUAGGUUUAGUAGUGGGAUGUCAUACGUUCCAAUUUGUCAGAACCUUUGAUUGUAGGACAGGAAGGUGGUUGGCUGAGGUGAGGACUAUUCGGCCCAUUCUAAGCAGCUUCCACUUGAAUGACACGUUUGUAAUUGGUCAGCCGUCGAUGCAAGCCGAUUUAAGCAAAUUUUAUGUCUGGGGAAGUGCCAAUGGGAAAGUAUGCCACAAAUUAAGAGGACACGUAACAAACAUCAAGGAUCUAGCUCUGUGUGGUGAUAUGGCAGCUAGCGCCGCUGAGGACGUGAUCCUUUGGGACGUGAGUAAGGGGGAACUUUUGAGAAGCUUCCAGUGUCCAGAUGGAGACCACAUGUUUUCAGAUUGCAAACUCAGCAGCAAGUAUCUAAUGGGAGUUUAUUUGCUUGAUGGGGAGUCUUCAUUGGCGGUGUGGAACCUAGCAUUGGGUCUUCAGCUUACGGUCGAUGCUGGUAAGGAACUGAGUGUUUUGGAAAAGAAGGAGAUGGAUUGUAAUGAGUUUGCUGUGGUUUUUGGGUCCACAGUAUGGAGCCUCGAAGGGGAAGCCUUCCUAAGUGGAUCAAAGCAGCUUACCAUCGCUGGGAAAUGGAUGUUGCGGAAGGCGGAAUCAAGCAUGGAAGUAUGGAGCCUGGGGCCCGAUUCCAGCAAUUGGCGCCGUCUUCAUGAGAUGGAAACUGAACUCCGCAAAGUCGAAGGUGUACAAGUACUUUGGGCUGAUGACACCAAACUGGUUUUCAGAGAACUCUUUGAUCAUGAGUAUGAGAGGAGUGAACUAAAUAUCGGACACUUAGCCCCACGUGUGCAAGGAGGAAGGAUUAUUUUGAAAGAAGCUUCACCCAAAGUACAUGUAAUAUAUUUUUGGUAAAGACAUUCCUCUUUAUCAAUAUUUUUUAUAUGUAUUGAAGAACUCCUUUGAUAUACCUUGUUAAUUUCUUCAUGUGUAAAUGAAAAAGCUGCCUUUUACGAAUCUCAGCAAGUCUUUCUUAAGAAAGGAUUGCUGAAGUUGGGUUUACUUAAAGUCAUCGUUGUGCAUAACAAGAUUGGACGAUUUUAUGAUAGAAAAUUUCGUUCGCACAAAUAUUGGAGUAUAAAAAAAACACCCCAAAACACUUCGCAUUCAAAAACUGUUUGAAAUGUUGUGGUGACACGAGAACAAGACAAUGUCUUUAAUUCUGCUGAUACCCGCUAUGAGUUUUGCACGCAAACGGCAAACCAUUCAACAAGAACUCAUCAAAUCUUGAUGUGUACAAUGUUGAAACCGGUCUGGCUUAUUGAAAAGAACUUAAAGUACAUCUGCCAUUUAUUAGGCUAGUUUAAGAAAGAAUGCGAAGAGAUGCGACUGCCAAGAAGCCUUACCCCAUCCAAUGGCUACGGCUUCUUCGAGGAAUUCUUCAUCUUCGUAAAGGGAGUAGUCACUCCCGACCCGGAAAGUGUCAGCAUCCGGGACGCAGAUAGGGCUAAUGCGGUUAGUUAGCGCAACAGGCUGAGCAAGACGAAGCAAGGCUACGUCAGCAUCGAAAGAGGCUGCAUCGUAAGAGGGCGCCCUCACUAUCUCAGACACCUCUCUCUGUUGAAGGUGCAAACAAGAAAUCACGUUGAGCUUAAAUUGUAUUGUUAAAAAACAGCAUUUUGGCAAACAAAAACCUACGAUUUUCAUUCGGAGGCUUUGAAAUGUUUUUUUUAUUCUAUUAUUCUUUGAGUAAUGAGGUUAGACAACAUUGCAUUUAAGGGAAAAGAAAUCCGAAUAAAGUUUUUUUUUUUAAGUAAGUUCAAAA
Molecule: messenger RNA, 2594 nt
Organism: Patiria miniata (bat star)
Lineage: Eukaryota; Metazoa; Echinodermata; Asteroidea; Valvatida; Asterinidae
Exons: 2
Coding region: 167-1684 (505 amino acids)
Molecular function (GO): protein binding
Source: RefSeq, a predicted model, not a curated record